Messenger RNA from Pyricularia oryzae 70-15, 941 nucleotides. RefSeq lists its product as uncharacterized. The record is from RefSeq and is a predicted model, not a curated record. The transcript is spliced from 4 exons. NCBI's taxonomy places the organism in Eukaryota, Fungi, Ascomycota, Sordariomycetes, Magnaporthales, Pyriculariaceae. Bases 221 to 619 code for a protein of 132 amino acids.
GAAAAAAAGGCUCACCAGUCUGAUCUAUAGUCGAGUCAACUUUUACGACGACGGCACAUGCGUCAUUGGACAGACCCGAUUCGUCUUGAUACCCCUUAUCGCUUUUGAUGUUUUUAUCAACAUCUAUCUCACCAUUUUGUUUUUGAUUCCGCUGCUGAAAUUAUAUUCGGUUCACCUCAAAGUCAGGAGGCCAUACACGCUCGUCCUCCACUCGGCCAAGAUGGCAUACACCACCCCCAACCUUCGCCUGCGAAGAUUGGCAUUCAGGACGUUUGUAGGCACCUGCUGCACCCUCGCCAGCAGCGUCACAAACAUGACCGUGCUGAUGGUCCUGAACGGAGAGUCCUCGUGGCUGUGCUUCAUCGCCUGCAAUAGUGACGUCCUAUUCUCCGCCCUGGUCAUCCAAUGGGUGACGGCAUCCGACCACUCGGGCUCCAAGAACCGGGAAUGCCUACCCAAGAUGCCGCCGGCCACGUCUGCAGCCACGGCGGUGUCGUCCGAGACGACGGGCCGACAAUCGGGCGGCAAGUGCGAGGACCUGCAGGGGGUGUCGUCUCUGGUGCUGGGCGACAUUCAAGAUUCCAGACCGAGGCUCAGGAGGAGGUAUUCCGUGCCUUGAUGUGGUGACAGGAAAAGGGAAAGAUGCUAACUAUUGUACUAUAUUACCUGUAUUCGUAUGUCCUUUUUUCUUUGUACAUGUUUGUGGGAAAAUGAUGGCGAAAGGGAGAAACGAAAAAAAAAAAAAAAAAAAAGACAAAAGCAGAGAGACAGAGAAACUGCACUGGCUAGCGUAGGGGGGGUAAACAGCACGCCCUGUUGUUACCGCGUCAUGACUCAUGAGCCGCUACAGCUGAAUCCACCAUGUACUGUACAUGUGUACAUCCCCCGCUGAAACUGAGCAGAACUGCCUGCCCAACAAGAACAAUCAACAUGUUCAUGUU